AUGAUUGACCAGGUUGCUGGCAUUGACUACAGUUUAGUAGGAGCUCCCCAGGUGACCUCCCAAGGCCUGGACACGCCCUUCAGGGGUGAAUUCUUUGGCCGAAGCCAGCACUCCCCAGUCCCCUUUGAUGCUCCUCCCAUCAGGCUGCCCCAGCAGCAUGACCACAUGGCCUACUUUGCAGUGUCCCAAUAUGUCUUCAACACGGCCAGCCGGGUUUACCACCAGGCUGGGCACAUGAACUUCACCAUCCGAAAUGAGGACGUACAGAACCUAACCGAGUUUCUCAGCGACCACUCAGCUAAAGAAUGGUGGAACCCAAGCUGUCUGGCCUCUGAGACCACGACUUUCAUCACCACGAUGUCCUGCUUCUUAAGCAACUCCCUGUUUCUUCUGCUGCAGAGUCCCCUGGACUUUCCAACUCACUUGCACACCAAAUCACUAGGGGCUGUGAUUCCUCAGCUGGCCAGGUUGUACCCCAAUACAGAGCUAGAACUUGAGAUGUCACCUGAAUCAGCUCCAUUCUUGAUGUUCACCCCUGGAAAUGUUACCUGCAUGCCAGUGAUGAACAUCCAGGCAUUCGCCCUCCUGCCCAACUCUUCUAACCGCAAGCCACUCUUCCAACUCAGGGCGCUGAAAGACUAG
Myotis daubentonii (Daubenton's bat) is the source of this 642-nucleotide messenger RNA. Its product is annotated as lipopolysaccharide-binding protein-like. The coding region runs from base 1 to 642 and encodes 213 amino acids. Gene Ontology annotation, biological process: defense response to Gram-negative bacterium; innate immune response; acute-phase response. Gene Ontology annotation, molecular function: lipopolysaccharide binding. The record is from RefSeq and is a predicted model, not a curated record. The transcript is spliced from 5 exons. NCBI's taxonomy places the organism in Eukaryota, Metazoa, Chordata, Mammalia, Chiroptera, Vespertilionidae.